GCCACGCUUCGGUGGGCGGGGUCUUUGUGACAGGAGGAAGAAGGCUUGUAAGAAACAGCCGGAUCUUAGCUUGAAAAGCCGGGGCUGUUACCUUCUCCAUCGCCGUCUUCUUAACUCCGGGGAUCUAUGGCAAAGAAAGGGAUGAACAUCUGGACCGUUUGCUGCCUGUUGCUCUACGUCAUCACGGCGGUGCUAGCCAGCCGAGAUUUCUAUAAGAUCUUGGGGGUGAGUAAGGAUGCAUCCAUCAGGGACAUCAAGAAGGCCUACAGAAAGCUAGCUCUGCAGCUGCACCCCGACAGGAACCCUGACGACCCCAAAGCACAGGACAAGUUCGCAGACCUGGGAGCAGCUUAUGAGGUCCUGUCAGAUGAGGAGAAACGGAAACAGUAUGACAAGUACGGAGAAGAAGGACUCAAAGAAGGUCACCACGGUUCGCACAAUGAUAUCUUCUCCAGCUUCUUUGGGGAUUUUGGCUUCAUGUUUGGAGGAAAUCGGCAGCAGCAGGACCGGAACAUCCCCAGAGGAAAUGACAUAGUCCUGGACCUUGAGGUCACGCUGGAAGAGGUGUAUUCUGGGAACUUUGUGGAGGUUGUGCGGAACAAGCCUGUAGCCAAAGAGGCUCCUGGUAAAAGGAAGUGCAACUGCAGGCAGGAGAUGAGGACGACGCAGCUCGGACCGGGCCGCUUCCAGAUGACCCAGGAGACGGUGUGCGACGAGUGUCCCAACGUCAAGCUGGUGAACGAGGAGAGAACCUUGGAGGUGGAGAUCGAGCAGGGGGUGCGAGAUGAGAUGGAGUACCCCUUCAUUGGAGAAGGUGAACCUCACAUCGACGGCGAGCCCGGAGAUCUGCGGUUCCGCAUCAAAGUGCUGAAACAUCCGGUGUUUGAGCGCAGAGGAGACGACCUGUACACCAACGUCACCAUCUCUCUGGUGGAGGCGCUGGUGGGCUUUGAGAUGGACAUCGUGCAUUUGGACGGUCACAAGGUCCACAUAGUGAGAGACAAGAUCACCAAACCCGGAGCUCGAAUGUGGAAGAAAGGAGAAGGUCUGCCCAACUUUGACAACAUCAACAUCCGAGGUUCCCUCAUCAUCACCUUCGACGUGGAGUUUCCUCAGACACAACUAGACGAUCAGCAGAAAGACGGUAUUCGGGGGAUCCUGAAGCAGGGAUCCGUACAGAAGGUUUACAACGGACUACAGGGAUACUGAGCCACCGAGCCCAGACUGAUUUCUUUACAACCGCAAGAAUACACUUGUUCAACUCAACAGGAUUGUGCUCCAGCUUUCUGGUCAAGAUGUAUUUAUUAUUUCCAGAUUGUUCUCAGGACGGUUGAAACUUGUUAUAGUUUCUUUUUAAUCAUCUUGUCUGGAGCAGCAACAAUGAUUUUAUUUAAGUGUACAAGCGGACGCCACGUCUGUGAACUCUAUUUUUUCUUUUCCUGUCCCCCCC
Messenger RNA from Cyprinodon variegatus (sheepshead minnow), 1450 nucleotides. It is a transcript of the gene dnajb11, whose product is annotated as DnaJ heat shock protein family (Hsp40) member B11. NCBI's taxonomy places the organism in Eukaryota, Metazoa, Chordata, Actinopteri, Cyprinodontiformes, Cyprinodontidae. The record is from RefSeq and is a predicted model, not a curated record. Gene Ontology annotation, molecular function: misfolded protein binding. Gene Ontology annotation, biological process: protein folding; protein maturation. The coding region runs from base 127 to 1209 and encodes 360 amino acids. Gene Ontology annotation, cellular component: endoplasmic reticulum. The transcript has 10 exons.